AUGGGGCCCUAUGGUUCCACCGUUUGCUCCGGCGUCAGCAGCAGCGCCAGCUCCUCGUCUUCCUCCUCCGUCACCAAACCAACCGCCGAGAUCGAUGGCUAUUUGGCCGACGCCGGCUACAAGGUCCGCUCCUCCGACCUACGACAUGUCGCUCAGCGCCUCGAGCACCUCGAGACCGUCAUGGUCAACACCCCCAACAACCUCUCCCAGCUCGCCUCCGAUGCCGUUCUCUACAACCCCUCCGACAUCGCCACCUGGGUCGACUCGCUCCUAUCCGAGUUCAACCACCAGCCCCUUAUCUCCCUACCAUCCGAUCUCGACUUCCCUGACGCCAUCAUCAAUCCAACGGACCUCCCCAACGACACCUGGGCCGAACCUCUUCCGCCGCCUCAGCAGCAGCAGCACCAACUCACCGUCGUCACGGCUAUGGAAGAAGAUUCCGGGAUAAGGCUCGUCCACUUGCUCGUCACGUGCGCCGAAUCCGUCCAGCGUGGCGAUCUCGCGUUGGCGGGCUCGCUGAUCGAGAACAUGCAGACUCUGCUCACACGUGUCAACACCAGCUGCGGCAUCGGUAAGGUCGCUGGUUACUUCAUCGACGCCCUCAGCCGCCGAAUCUUCUCCCACCCGAGCGUCGCCUCGGCUCACGAGAACGAGCUCCUCUACCAUUACUUCUACGAGGCCUGCCCGUACCUCAAAUUCGCUCACUUCACCGCCAAUCAGGCCAUCCUGGAAGCCUUCCAGGGUCACGAUUGCGUCCACGUCAUCGAUUUCAACUUAAUGCACGGCUUGCAAUGGCCGGCGCUUAUACAGGCCCUGGCUUUACGCCCCGGUGGGCCCCCUUUGCUCCGACUGACGGGCAUUGGACCGCCGUCGCCGGACGGGCGAGACUCGCUGAGAGAAAUCGGCCUUCGACUGGCCGAAUUGGCUCGGUCCGUCAACGUCCGUUUCGCCUUUCGCGGCGUGGCGGCUUCGAGGCUCGAGGAUGUGAAGCCGUGGAUGCUGCAGGUGAGCCCGAAGGAGGCUGUGGCAGUGAACUCAAUCAUGCAGCUGCAUCGGCUUCUCGGAUCGGACCCGAACCGGAAUUCCCCAAUUGAGAUGAUGCUGGGCUGGAUCCGGAACCUGAACCCGAAGAUCGUGACGGUUGUGGAGCAGGAAGCGGACCACAACAAAACCGGGUUCUUGGACCGAUUCACGGAGGCUUUGUACUACUACUCGACCAUGUUCGACUCGCUGGAGGCUUGCGCGAUGCAGCCGGAGAAGGCCUUGGCGGAGAUGUACAUACAGAGGGAGAUAUGCAACGUGGUGUGCUGUGAGGGCGCGGCUCGAGUGGAGAGACACGAGCCGUUGGGGAAGUGGAGGGCUCGGCUGGGACAAGCCGGGUUUAGGCCUCUGCAUUUGGGUUCCAAUGCUUUCAAGCAGGCGAGUAUGCUUCUGACACUUUUCUCGGCUGAAGGAUACCGGGUGGAAGAGAACGACGGGUGCCUCACCCUCGGCUGGCACAGCCGUCCUCUCAUCGCGGCUUCGGCUUGGCAAGUCAUGCCUACGGCUGAAGCAACCACAGCCAACCAACCGGUUGGGGUUAUUAAUCAGAAUAAUAAUGCCAAUCAUGUCUAA
Messenger RNA from Prunus armeniaca (apricot), 1614 nucleotides. NCBI's taxonomy places the organism in Eukaryota, Viridiplantae, Streptophyta, Magnoliopsida, Rosales, Rosaceae. The record is from the annotation of a GenBank genome assembly.